AUGGCCCUGGAGACACCCCCAACCUCAACCGCCCCCAAAGCCCCUCGGAUCCCACACCCGUUUUGCUGCUGCCGAGAACCCAUGGACUUGGCCAUUCGGGAGGAGGACAAGAGCCCCCCGCCAUCCUCGCCUCCGCCCCUCUUCUCUGUCAUCCCCGGGGGCUUCAUUCGACAGCUGGUGCGAGAGACUGAGAAAGAAUCCAAGGAAGCAAGACGGAAGAAGCAGGCGGCACUGACUGCUCCUGAGCCAGAGCCUCCGGAAGUGUCCGCCCACCCGCCGGACAGCGCCAGCCGGGCCGGGAGCGCCCCGACCCCCAGCGGCAGCGAGCCCAGCGCGCCCCCGAGCCCCCACAUUCCGGACAAGGAGGGCGAAGGCUCCGCGCCCUCGGACCCCGCGCCCAGGACCAGCGCCGACGGGGAGAAGCCCCCGGCCAAGAAGCCCCCGGCUUUCCAGAGGGGCCCGAGGAGGGGCGACGUGCUGCUCAUGGUGGCCAAGCUGGACCCCGACUCCGCCAAGCCCGAGCAGAAGCCCCCGCCCCAGGACGCGCCCGCGUGCAAGGGCUCAGCCCCAGCCUCGGACCCCGGGGGAGAGAGAAAGGGGAGCCCCCCACGGACUCCUUGUGGGCCCCAGGACAAAACUGAGCCCCCCACCCCGAAGGCUGAGAAGACUCAGGCUGGGGGGCGUGGGAACCCCGGCCCUGUACCCCUGACUUCCAAAGGGGAAAAGGGGAAAAGCGCAGUGGGGGGAGGGGGCAGGGUCCCCCAGACCAGAGGGGUGGCAGGGGGUGAGCCCCAGGGCCAGGGGGAGCCGGGGACCGCGGAGACGGGCGGGGCCCCCUCGGACAAGCCGGCGGAGCAGAGCGGCCCCCAGGGUGCAGGGGCGAAGGAGAAGAGCGCGGCGCCCCAGAGGCAGGUGGGAGGCUCCCUGGGCAGGAAGAGCAAGUGUGAGGGUCCCCUGGGCCAGGGGGACCGAGAGGGGAAAGCUGGCAAGGCGGGUGAGCCUCCGCUGGCCGCUGAGGCAGGGGGAGCCCCCCAAGGGAAAGUGGGGGAGCCCCCAAGUGGGGCCGGGAAGGCAGGGGAGCCUCUGCGAGAGCCAGGAAAAGCAGGGGGAGCCCCCCAAAUGAAGGGAAAAGCCGGGGAGCCCCCGAGUGUACCUGGGAAGGCAGGGGAGCCUCUGCGAGAAUUGGGGAAGGCAGGGGGAGCCCCCAAAAUGAAGGGGAAAAUUGGGGAGCCCCCGAGUGUACCUGGGAAGGCAGGGGAGACUCCAAGAGAGUUAGGAAAUGCUGGGGGAGCCCCCAAAGAAAAGGGAAAGGUGGGGGAGCCCCCGAGUGUACCCAAGAAGGCAGGGGAGCCUCUGCGAGAAUCAGGGAAGGCAGGGGGAGCCCUCAAAAUGAAGGGAAAAAUCGGGGAGCCCCUAAGUGUACCUGGGAAGGCAGGGGAGCCCCCGAGAGAGUUAGGAAAUGCUGGGGGAGCCCCCAAAGAAAAGGAAAAAGUGGGGGAGUCCCCAAGUGUACCCGGGAAGGCGGGGGAACCUCCGGGAGGGUUAGGAAGCUCUGUGGGAACCCCCAAAGGGAAGGGGAAAGUUGGGGAGUCCCUGAGUGUGCCUGGGAAGGCAGGAGAGCCUCUGAAAGGGUUAGGGGGACCCCUCAAAGUGAAGGGGAAAGUUGGGGAGCCCCCAAAUAUGCCCGGGAAGUCAGAGGAGCCUCGAAGAGGGUUAGAGAAGGCUGAGGGAACCCCCAAAGAGAAGGGGGAAGUCGGGGAGCCUCUGAGAAAGUUAGGAAACACCGGGGGAACCCCCAAAGUGAAGGGGGGAGUCGGGGAGCCCCCGAGUGUGCCUGGGAAGGCAGGGGAGCCUCUGAGAGAAUUAGGAAAUGCAGGGGGAACCCCCAAAGUGAAGGGGGGAGUUGGGGAGCCCCCGAGUAUGCCCGAGAAGGCAGGAGCACCAGGAAAGGUGGGGGAACCCCUGGCUGGGUGCCCAGUGCCAGGUCAGGCUGGGAUUGAGCAGGAGAGGGGCCUCAAACCCCCCACAGAGGUGCCUGCACUCAGGGAGCCCCCCGAGAGCCCAGGGCCGGGAGCACAGGAACCCCAUGCAGCAGCUCACGGGGUGGUGGAGCUGGGACCACCCCGCCAGGCUGCCCCAGUCAGCCCGACCCAGACACGCGCAGAACCGGCGGAGAGCCCAGAGGGGCCGGCCCUGCAGGACUCAGAUCAGGCCCCCGGGGACAGGUGGUACGAGGCAGAGAAGGUGUGGCUGGUUCAGAAGGACGGAUUUACCCGGGCCACGGUGCUGAAGCCGGACGAGGGAACAGCCGACCUGCCGGCAGGAAGGGUGCGACUGUGCAUUGACGCAGACAAAACCACCACAGAGGUGGACGAGGAGCGUGUCCACCGGGCCAACCCUCCCGAGCUGGACCAGGCUGAGGACUUGGCCUCGCUGGUCAGUGUCAACGAGUCCAGCGUCCUGAACACGCUUCUGCAGCGCCACCGGGCUCAGCGGCCGCACACCCGCGCGGGGCCGGACCUCCUCGUCCUCCGGCCCUGGGGCUCCCCGGCGCCCUCUGCUGGCAAGGUGCCCCGGGGCCGCUGGGAUGGGCUGCCCGCCCACCUCAGCUCCCUGGCCCAGGGGGCCUACUGGGCCCUGCUGAGCCAGCGGAAGGACCAGAGCGUCGUGGCGCUGGGCCGGAGCGGGGCCGGGAAGACGGCCUGCUGCGAGCAGGUCCUGGAGCACCUGCUGGGGCUGGCGGGCAGCGUGGACGGCCGCGUGUCAGUGGAGAAGCUCCGAGCCGCCUUCACCAUCCUCCGGGCCUUUGGCUCCGUGACCACCAGCCACAGCCCCAGCGCCACCCGCUUCACCAUGGUGAUGUCCCUGGACUUCAGCGCCACAGGCCGGGUCACGGCUGCCCAGGUGCAGACGAUGCUCCUGGAGCAGAGCCGUGUGGCCCGGCAGCCUGAAGGGGAAGGAAACUUCCAGGUCUUCUCGCAGAUGCUCGCGGGCCUGGAUCUGGACCUCAGGACGGAGCUGAACCUGCACCAGCUGGCGGCCAGCAGCUCCUUCGGCAUGGGCACGUGGCCAAAGCCUGAAGACAAGCAGAAGGCGGCAGCCGCCUUUGCCCGGCUCCAGGCUGCCAUGGAAACGCUGGGCAUCUCAGAGAGCGAGCGGCGGGCCCUGUGGCGGGUGCUGGCAGCCAUCUACCACCUGGGCGCGGCGGGCGCCUGCAAAGUGGGCCGGAAGCAGUUCAUGCGGUUUGAGUGGGCCAAUCACGCGGCCGAGGCCCUGGGCUGUGAGUUCGAGGAGCUGAACACGGCCACCUUCAAGCACCACCUGCGGCAGAUCAUCGAGCAGGUGACCUCGGGGUCAAGUCAGCGGACACCCGGGGACCAGGAGGCCAGCUCAGGGCUCAAGAUGACGGGCACAGAAUGCGUGGAGGGGAUGGCCGCGGGCCUGUACCAGGAGCUCUUUGCCGCCGUGGUCUCGCUCAUCAACAGGUCCUUUGCCUCCCCCCAUCUCUCCAUGGCCUCCAUCAUGGUGGUGGACGCCCCUGGCUUUCAGAACCCGCGGCACCAGGGCAAGGAGCGGGCGGCCACCUUCGAGGAGCUCUGCCACAACUAUGCCCAGGAGCGCCUGCAGCUGCUCCGCCACCAGCGGACCUUCGACUCCGCGCUGCUGCGGUUCCAGGAGGAAGGCAUCUCUGUGCCCUUUGAGCCCCCUGAGACGUCCCCGGGGACUUCGGUGGCCGUUGUGGAUCUGAUCCCCUCCCAGAUCCUCCGACCCGCUGGAGGAGAUGCUGCAGCCCCCGCGGGCCUGUUCUGGGUCCUGGACGAGGAGGUCCGCAUGGAGGGCUCCAGUGACAGCGCGGUGCUCGAGCGCCUCCGGGCGGCCUUUGAGAAGACCAGAGUGGGGGCCGAAGAAGGGACCUCGGCGCUCCGGACCUGCGAACAGCCCCUGCAGUUCGAGCUGUCCCACCAGCUGGGGCGGGACCCCGUGCGCUACGACCUCACGGGCUGGCUCCAGCGGGCCAAGCCCAACCUCUCGGCCCUGGAAGCCCCCCAGAUCCUGCAGCACUCACAGAGGGAGGAGCUCAGGAGCCUGUUCCAGGGCCGGGCCAAGCUGCCCCCCGUGUGCCGAGCCCUGGCCGGCCUGGACGGCGCGUCCCAGCAGGCCCUGCAGCGCGGCUGCGCCCUGAGGAGGGCCUUCGCCCGCGGCCCGGCCGCCGUCAGGAGGAGAGCGUCCUGCGCGCAGGUGCAGCUGCAGAUGGACGCGCUGACCAACGUGCUCAGGAAGUCCCAGUUGCAUUUCAUCCACUGCCUGGUGCCCGGGCCGCGGCCCCCGCCCCCCGGCCCGUCACAGCCCUGCGGGGACAUAGCCGGACCCCCGCCCGCGGACAUCCCCGCACUGAGGGUGCAGCUCGUGGGGUCCCACAUCCUGGAGGCGCUGCGUCUGCACAGGGCAGGCUACGCCGAGCACAUGGGUCUCGCUCAGUUCCGCAGACGCUUCCAGAUGCUGGAUCCUCUGCUCACGAAGAAGCUCGAUUCCGACUUAGAGAGAAUGCCAGAGCGGAAGGCCGUGGAGGAGCUCCUGCAGAGCCUGGACCUGGAGAAGUCGGCCGUGGCGGUGGGGCACAGCCAGGUGUUCCUCAAGGCGGGCGUGGUGGCCAGGCUGGAGAAGCAGCGGGAGAAGCUGGCGGCGCAGACCCUCGUGCUCUUCCAGGCUGCCUGCAAGGGCUUUCUCUCUCGCCAGGAGUUCAAGAAGCUGAAGAUUCGCCGGCUGGCUGCCCAGUGCAUCCAGAAGAACAUGGCUGUCUUCCUGGCCAUCAAGGACUGGCCAUGGUGGCAGCUCCUGGGGUCCCUCCGGCCCAUGCUGAGCACCACUCUUGGGGACGAGCAGCUGCAUGCCAAAGAGGCGGAGCUUGCCGCGCUGAGGCAGAAGCUGGAGAGAUCGGAGAAGUCACGGAACGAACUCCGGCAGAAUGCGGAUCUGCUAGAGAGCAAGAUCACGGACCUGACCACGGAGCUGGCUGAUGAGCGCUUCAAGGGGGACGUGUCCUGCCAGGUGCUGGAGAACGAGCGAGCAGAGCGGCUCCGGGUCUGCCGGGAGCUCCAGGAAGUCAAGAGCAAGUAUGAGCAAGUCCAGAAGAAUCUGGAGGCCGUGGAGAAGGAGCUGGAAGCAGCCCAGCAGAAAAUUCAGCUGAGCGCUGCGGAAAGGAGUCAGACUGGAGCAGCAGACGAGUGGCAGACACGCCUUGACUGUGCCCAGAUGGAGAACGAGUUCCUCAGGAAGCGUCUGCAGCAGUUCGAGGAGAGGCUGGACUCGGAGUUGACAUCCCGGAAGGAGCUGGAGCAGAAGCUUGCAGAGCUGCAGCUUGCCUACGAGGCAGCCAAGGCCAUGGCCCAGCAGCUGAAGAGGAAGUGCCACCAUGUGUCCUGCGACCUGGAGGACAGCCGCGUGCUGCUGGAGAACCAGCAGGGCCGCAACCAUGAGUUGGAGAAGAAGCAGAAGAGGUUUGACAUGCAGCUGGCCCAGGCCCUGGGGGAGUCUGUGUUCGAGAGGCGACUGCGUGAGAAAGUGAUUCAGGAGAACGCCAGUAUCCGGUGGGAACUCGGCCAGCUACAACAGCAGCUGAAGCAAAAGGAAGAGGAGACCUCGCAGCUGAAGCAGGAUGUGGCCACGCUGCAGGCCCAGAAGCGGGAGCUGCUGGUGACUCCCUCUGCGGGUGACAGCUGCGUCAUGGGCCUGAAAGAGAGGCUCUGGAAGCUGGAGUCCGGCGCCGCGGAGCAGGAGAAGAUCCAGAGCCAGCAGGAGAACACCAUCCGGCAGCUGGAGCAGCUCCGCCAGCGCCUGGAGCUGGAGAUUGAGCGGAUGAAGCAGAUGCACCAGAAGGACCGCGAGGACCAGGAGGAGGAGCUGGAGGAUGUCCGCCAGUCGUGCCAGAAGCGGCUCCGCCAGUUGGAGAUGCAGCUGGAGCAGGAGUACGAGGAGAAGCAGAUGGUCCUCCACGAGAAGCAGGAUCUGGAAGGCUUGAUCGGGACCCUCUGCGACCAGAUUGGACACCGGGACUUUGACGUGGAGAAGCGUCUUCGCAGAGACCUCAGAAGGACGCACGCGCUCCUGUCAGACGUGCAGCUCCUGCUGGGGACCAUGGAGGAGGGGAAGGCGUCUGUCAGCAAGGAGGAGCUGGAGAAAGUGCACAGCCAGCUGGAGCUGAGCGAAGCCAAGUGUGAGGGCGCCCUGAAGACCCAGCGGGCGCUGGCCGCGGACCUGGAGAACAUGCACAACGAGCUGGAGACCGUGGCGCGCAGCAAGAGCCUGGUGGACGAGCAGCUGUCCCGCCUGCAGUUCGAGAGAGCGGACCUGCUGAAGCGCAUCGACGAGGACCAGGAGGACCUGAACGACCUCAUGCAGAAGCACAAGGACCUCAUUGCUCAGUCGGCCACCGAUAUCGAGCAGAUCCAGGAACUGCAGCUGCAGCUGGAGGAGGCCAAGAAGGAGAAGCACAAGCUCCAGGGAGUGUUGCAGGUGGCUCAGAUGCGCAUCGAGUACCUGGAGAAGUCCACGGUGGACCGCUCCAUCGUCAGCAGGCAGGAGGCCAUCAUCUGCGACCUGGAGAACAAGACGGAGUUCCAGAAAGUGCAGAUCAAGAGACUCGAGGUCCUGGUGAUGCGGCUCCGGGACAGCCUGCUGAAGGUGGGCGAGGAGCUCGCGCAGGCCACCCAGGCCGAGACGCAGCAGCGGGAGAGCAGCCAGUACUACCAGCAGCGCCUGGAGGAGCUGAAGGUGGACAUGGAGGAGCUGCUGCAGCGCGAGGCCCAGGCCAGCCAGCGGUGCCUGCUGCUGGAGAAGUACGUGGAGGAGCUGGGGGCGGUGAGGCAGACCCUGCAGGCUGACCUGGAGACGUCCAUCCGGCGCAUUGCAGACCUGCAGGCCGCCCUGGAGGAGGUGGCGUCCAGUGACAGUGAGGCCGAGAGCGUCCAGACAGCCGUGGACUGUGGUGAUGGUGACAGAAAAGAGACGGACAACGCGUCCACCCUCAGCUCCCGGCCCGGGGGCAGUGUGCAGUCCUGGCCCAGCUGUACCCUGUCCCUCAACACCGACUCCGAGAGGAGCCUGUCUCGCGUGUCCUCCCUGCACCGCCACAGCCUCGUCCCCAGGGUGACGGAGGAGAUCGGGAGCGCGCGGAGCGCAGCCAGCGACGUGCGAGGCAAGACCCCGGGGCCCCGCUCCCCCUCGUCCAGGAGCCGCGAGGCGUCUCCGCAGGCCAGGGACAGGCUGCCCAGCCCCUCGGCCGCGCUCUCGGAGUUCGUGGAAGGCCUGCGGAGGAAGAGGGCGCAGAGCGGCCGCGGCUCGGCGCUGAGCCUGGACGACUGGCCGGAGCCGCCCGCGCACCCGGUCACCGCGGCCGCCUCGCUGCGCCGGGCCCGGGCGGCGGCCGGGGACCACCCGCUCGGCCCGUCCCGGAGGGGCCCCGGGGCAGAGUGGCCGCCGCCUGCCCCGGGCGCUGCGGGGGCGCCCUCGGGGCUGCCCCGGGCCUCCAGCUUGCGCUGCCUCCCGCAGGCGGGCAGCGAGGACCCCUCGCCGCCGCUGGGCUGGCCGCAGCCCCCCCGGGAGGUCCGGUUCGGUUCCUGCGAGGCCCUCCUCGAAUCGGGGCCGAGCUCGGAUUCGGGGAGACCCCUGAGCCCCGGCCGCCGCGCAGCGCCCGUGGAAGGCGCGGGGGUCCUGUCGCCCACGCUGCGCCCGCGGAGGCGCUGCCUGGAGGCCGCGCUGGACGAGGCGGGCUGCCCCGAGCUGGGCAAGGAGCCGCUGGUCUUCCAGAACCGCCAGUUCGCCCGGCUCCUGGAGGAGCCCCUGGGCGAAGACGACCCGUUCGCCUGGCAGCUCCCGGGCCUGGGCCCCGAGCGGCCCGCGCGGGGGGCUUUCGACGACUUCGUCCCGGCCAUCCGCACGGCCGCCGCGGCGCGCGCGUCGGGGGCGCAGGCGGCCCGCGCCGAGCCGGACAGCGGGCGGCCCCAGGGGCGCGCGGAGGAGGCGACGGCGGCCGGCCGGGGUUUCUUCUCGGGGCUCAGGACCCUGCUGAGGCUGGGCCCCCCGUCGCGGGAGGAGGACCCCGGUCACCUCUCGGACUCAUCCUCGGCCACCUCCGUCGCCUCCCGCAAGAGCAGCCCCGGGAUGCGGCGGCUGGAGGGCGACGGGGGGGAGCGGGGGUCCCCCCGAGGUCAGGGAGCGGCCCCCGGGCGCCCAGAGGUCCGAGGAAGAGGACGUGGAGAGCAUCAUGAAGAAGUACCUGGGCAAGCAGAAGUAGGACGGGGCCCGGGCAGCUGGGCAAGGCAGAGAGAGAGAGAGAGAGAGAGAGAGAGAGAGAGAGCCGAGCCCACCCCCACCCGCGGCUCAGGCGCCCCCAGAGAAGCAGGCGCAGCGCCUUCUUUCAUGCCGGGGUGGAUUUCUCUAGAGACCCGGGUUUUGUCCAGGCCUUUAGCUGCUGCUGCUGGAUGCGAGGCCCGCGCCAGGGCCAGGGCUGCGGCCUUUUUUUCUUUGCUCUUAUUAAAAAAAAAAAAGACACGGCAGAUGAGCCAGAAGCCUAGGAGUUCCUCAGGGACAAUGCUAAAGAAGGUGCUGGACUUUGAAAGUGCCCCUGGGGCCCACUCUUGCCUUAAAUAUAUAGAGACACCGGGGGGAUGGAGGGUCGGAGAGGGUGGGUAA
Molecule: messenger RNA, 8691 nt
Organism: Sorex araneus (European shrew)
Lineage: Eukaryota; Metazoa; Chordata; Mammalia; Eulipotyphla; Soricidae
Gene: MYO18B
Product: myosin XVIIIB
Exons: 43
Coding region: 1-8691 (2896 amino acids)
Cellular component (GO): myosin complex
Molecular function (GO): ATP binding; protein binding; cytoskeletal motor activity
Source: RefSeq, a predicted model, not a curated record